Serendipita indica DSM 11827 is the source of this 1536-nucleotide messenger RNA. The record is from the annotation of a GenBank genome assembly. Lineage: Eukaryota; Fungi; Basidiomycota; Agaricomycetes; Sebacinales; Serendipitaceae.
AUGACCUUUGUCUGGACGACCGUUCUAGCGCAAGAAACCAUACCCGUAACCAGAGAGGGCGCCUGGCUUCCUGGAGUCGGAUUUGAUUACUCGAUAGAGAAAACUGCUACUGCAACCUUUACUAUUCCCCGUAAUCCGAAAUGGGACUACGUCGUAAUAACCGGUUCUGGUUAUGCGAGGAUAGGAGUUCCCCCUUAUCCAGGAAGAGAAUACCAGAUCUAUUUCAACGGGAUUGCGUCUGAAACGGGCUCACAAGGCACAACCACGAUAUACACCAGCCAGUUUGACGCAAGAACAAUCGUCACCAUGGGAGUCUUACCAGGCUCGGACUCCAAUGGGCUUAUACUUUACAAGGUUGAAGGUUUCGCUGGUACAACCAAUGUUCCCGAUGCUACCUCUACUUCUGCCCUCACAUCAACCUCUUCGACAUCAUCAAGUACGAGCCGCAGCUCAUCAACGAGUUCGACCAGUUCAACUUCGACAACUACUUCCACGACCAGCUCGGUUGCUGCAGUAGUAGUGACCACGUCGUCAGGAUCACCAAUUACCGUCAAUGAUCCCCUCGUAUCCUUUCCUUCUCAAGCCGCCACUCCGACGGGUGGGUCGAGCAUCGCCGCGGCCAGUGACACCAAUUCGUCCGACUCGAAGCGGACAAGCACGAUUGUCGGCGUAGUUUUGGGACUCCUCGCACUCGCCGUGCUUUGCGUGUUCCUCGUCAUGUGGUACAGACGCAAACUACGAAAGGACCGUAUCCCACCAUCCAUGGCAUACAUGAACUACCGCUCCACCACGACCGAGCCACCCGUCUAUGGCUUUGCACCUUCGCGUGCUGGCGGUGGUGGAAUCAGGGAUCUCAAGGGUGCACCCGCGGAUAGGGACACGUUGUAUUCGACCAAUGCUGCAGGGCUCGGAGCGCAUGGUGCACAUGGAACUGGUAAUUGGGAUGAUGAAAAGUAUGGAUACGGAGCGAUACCCGCCACUCGAGGCUAUCACGACGGUGCAAUGGCAUCGUUGCCCUGGCCUGCACCUCCGUCGACGACCGGGCCCAACGGUAUGAUGCCCGGACAAUUCAACAAGCCCCUCCCGGCCGUUGCACCGUCGGCGCUGAUGCAACAACCAAACUCGAAUCCAUUCUCUGCUAGUAGCGACCCGAUCAUGGCUACUACCGCUGCACCGAUGCGAAGUGAAGAUUCGGGGAUAGGAGGACCCAUUGCGCGUACGCUUACUCCUGAGCCGGAUAGGAGUUCACGGGCGUCGUCGGCGUUUGGAGAUAUGAAUCCCUAUGGAGGGAUUGCACUCGGUGUCAUGCCCACGGCUACUCCCGUGCCGACGAUGCCUGCUACUACCCCCGCUGCUCCAGUUGCUCCUCCCCCUCCCUCUGCCCCUCCGAUGGCUCAAUCGAUUCCGGCUCAAAAUAUGCCUCAGGGAAUACCGUUCCAGCCUCAGCAGGCGAUGGGUAACCCAUUCUUGGGACCGUCUGAGGAAAACUUUGCUGGGCGAGGGGCAGGACAUUGGAAUCAGACGAACAAUGCGUAG